Messenger RNA from Camelina sativa (false flax), 1089 nucleotides. NCBI's taxonomy places the organism in Eukaryota, Viridiplantae, Streptophyta, Magnoliopsida, Brassicales, Brassicaceae. The record is from RefSeq and is a predicted model, not a curated record.
AUGGAUGUCUCAAAAGCUUUCCUCCAUGGUGAAUUGGAAGAAGAAAUAUGCAUGAGUCUACCUCAAGGAUACACACCGCCACCAAAUACAGUUCUACCUGCUAAUCUGGUAUGUCAUUUACUCAAAUCACUAUAUGCUUUGAAACAGGCAUCUCGUCAAUGGUACAAGCGUCUCUCUUCCGUUUUCCUAGGAGCGAACUAUGUUCAAUCUCCUGCUGAUAACACUUUCUUUGUCAAUUUCUCUAUGCUUCCUACCGGCGAGUGUUCCAUUGUUGUCGUGCUUGUUUAUGUCGAUGACAUUAUGAUAGCAAGUAAUGAUGCAGCUGCAGUUGAAGUUUUAAAAUCACUUUUGAAGUCUGAGUUCAAGAUCAAAGAUCUUGGUCCAGCUCGCUUUUUCCUCGGCUUGGAAAUAUCAAGAACAUCAAACGGGAUCUCAGUUUUUCAAUGCAAAUAUGCUCAGAAUCUUCUUGAGGAUGCAUGUCUCCUUGGUUGUAAACCAAGUUCAGUCCCAAUGGAUCCAAACUUACAUCUUACCAAGGAUAUGGGAACAUUUUUAUCUUCUCCUAUGUCUUAUAGAGAGCUUAUUGGACGCUUACUCUAUCUAACUAUAAAACGCCCUGAUAUAACGUUUGUAGUGCAUCAAUUGAGUCAGUUUAUCUCGGCUCCGACUGAUACACUUCUUCAAGCAGCACACAAAGUUCUUCGUUAUCUCAAGACAAAUCCAGGACAAUAUUGGGCAACUUGUAAGGAGACAAGACGUUCAAUAACAGGUUAUUGCAUCUAUCUUGGUUCUUCAUUGAUUUGUUGGAAAUCUAGGAAACAAGCUGUUGCAAGUCGAAGCAGUACAGAAUCAGAGUAUCGUAGUAUGGCACAGACUACUUGUGAGAUCAUUUGGCUUCAGCAGUUGCUCAAAGACUUACACAUUAAGGAGGUUGCACCUGCCAAAUUGUUCUGUGAUAAUAAGUCAGCUCUACAUAUUGCAAUGAAUCUUGUGUUUCAUGAGCGAACGAAGCAUAUAGAGAUCGACUGCCAUACAGUUUGUGAUCAACUCAAAGCAGAUACUCUUAAAGCUCUACAUGUUCUCACUUAA